AUGAAGGAUUCGCCACUUGCACCUACACUACGGCCAUCGGAAGCCCAGUUUGCAGACCCUAUUGGCUUUAUGUCAUCGGAUGAGGUCAUCUCUCUCGGAGAGAAAUACGGAAUCAUAAAGAUAGUACCACCAGAGGGCUGGAAACCCAAAUUUGCUUUGGAUAAAGACAAGUUCACUUUCCAUACUAGGCUGCAAAACUUAUGGGAGUUAGGUUUGAUUGGUAGAUCGAGAAAUUUCUUUUUGGAGGGAUUUAAUAAUUAUUUGAGGUCCAAGGGUAAGAAACCAAUGAAAUCAUCAAAAAACAGAUCUAGAGGAAGAAGAAAGAAGCAUGCGAACAAGCAGAAGGACAAAAAGAGCCAAGAAUAUGAUGGAUUUCUAGGUCUAAAAAAUGGCUCAAAGAUACACAUUCAUACACUUUACAUAGAAGGUAAUUUCGCCCAUUACGCCAAUUUGGUGAACGAUCCAAAACUUUUACGGGAUGUUGAAAAGUAUUCAAAUUUGCUCAAAAUACAGCUAGAGGAUUAUUCAAAAUUAAAAACGGGUCGGAGGCACAACACUCUUUCACGAUUGCUUACAUCAGAGGCUGACGAUAAGAUACUAAACCUUAACAAAGGAUGCUCAAUAUGUCACAAAAACAACCAUUUUGAUAAAAUGCUUCUCUGCAAUGGCUGUGAAAAAGGGUUUCACAUGUAUUGCUUGAAUCCUGCACUGAGGGUUGUGCCAAAAAGUGAUUGGUAUUGUGAUGAAUGCCUUAGGGGGACAAAUGGUGACUACGGCUUCGAGGAAGAUUAUAGUAAUAUUUUUACUUUGACCGACUUUGAAGAGUAUUGCGAAGAAGAGAAAAAAAAUUUUUGUGAGACACAGUUACAUGGGGAGAUGAACCCUUCUAUUGAUCAACUAGAAGCAGAGUUCUGGAAACUAGUAGAUGGAGGAUCAAACGGUACUUAUGAAGCUGAUCGAGAGCAAAUCAGUGUCAGGUAUGGUGCCGAUAUACACAAGGAUGACGCAGAAGAAGUAUCUGGAUUUCCAACGGAAGGAAAUUCCUUAAUAGAUCAAGAAGCCGGACGAAAAUAUAUUGAUAGUCCGUUUAAUUUGACCAGAUUACCGUUUGCUGGGGGAUCGCUACUACGAUACUUUCAGAAGGAGGACAGAAAUCAGAUGUCUGGAAUAACCAUUCCUUGGCUCUAUGUCGGGUCGAUGUUUUCGACUUUCUGCUGGCAUAAAGAGGAUCACUAUACUCUGAGUGCAAACUACUGUCACAUGGGUUCAACCAAAAAAUGGUAUGCAAUACCGGCACGGGAUUGCCAGAAGUUUGAGGCACUCUGUAAAAGCAUUGCACCAGAUUACUUUAAGAAGCAACCUGGCUUAUUACAUCAGAUGACAACACUCAUUUCACCACAUGAUAUUGCGUCCUUCCAGCAGUAUAGAAACAUAAAACUGGAGAGCGAUGACUUUGUUCAUUGCUAUUCGGUGAACCAGGAAGCAAACGAAUUUGUCAUCACAUUUCCGAUGGUCUAUCAUGCUGGAUUUAAUUGUGGGUUCAAUGUUAAUGAAGCGGUUAACUUUACUAUGCCUUAUUGGCUUGGCUAUGGAGAGCAAGCCGUCUGUGAUUACAUUAAAGAUGGAAAAGAGGAUGUGUUCAAUUAUUACGGCCUUUUGAGAAAUAUUAUGGACAUUCUUAUGAAUGAUAAAGAAGAAUACAAAAAUAUAGAGGACGAGUUUGGACAAUGGACCGUGACAGCAAUGCUUGAUCAUUGCUUCUUGAGUUAUAGUGAACAAGUGAAACAGUUUGGCUUAUUGAAAAACGACAAGAAGUUGCAAAGCAUUUUAGCGCAAAUACCACAUACUGACUUUGAGGAAUAUCAGCAGGAAAGACAGAGAAAGCUGCUGGCCGGCUGUACUCAUCAUAGAACAGGCAGAAAACUGCCUGUACAGAAGGAACAGGAGGAUAAUACCUAUGACCCUGAUGAAUUCAUAUGCCAUGAAUGCAAGACAUUUGUUAAUUACCAAUGGAUCGAAGUGGAUAUCCUCAAGAAGAUAGCAGCUGAUUUACAAGAUAUAUCAAACACAAACGGACAGAAACAACUUCCUACACCAGGAAAUUCUCCUCCGAAGUUUGGAUCGAAUAAUAAGGGUGAAGAUAUUGAAUCUGAGUGGAAACAGAUCAUGGAAAAGGCACGAGAGGAGGGCCUGAAUGAAAGUAUUAAAAAUAACGAGUCACAUGCAGGCAUGAGACUGAGAAAGAGACGUAAGAUUGUGAGAAAUGAUAACUCGGAUACUUAUGAACUUUCAAGCGACUAUGCAAAACAAAGGAAAGAGAAGAUGCUGAAUAGAAUGAAGAAUAAAAGAAGGAAACAUUACAAUUUUGGAAAGAUGGUAUUUUGCUUAAACUGCUUUACAAGAGGAAUUAGUAAAAUGGACCCCACACAAAUAGAACAGUUGAAGAAAAUCUCAGUUGUCUACGAUCGUGAAAGUUACGAGCAUUUACGGGAGCAUAUAGAGAAGACGCUAGAGCCUAAGCUGGGACUGUUAGGUAUUAAAACACACCAUUAA
Molecule: messenger RNA, 2553 nt
Organism: Brettanomyces bruxellensis
Lineage: Eukaryota; Fungi; Ascomycota; Pichiomycetes; Pichiales; Pichiaceae
Exons: 1
Coding region: 1-2553 (850 amino acids)
Biological process (GO): chromatin remodeling
Cellular component (GO): nucleus
Molecular function (GO): histone demethylase activity
Source: RefSeq, a predicted model, not a curated record